AUGCACGAGGAGUUGCCUCGGCUCAGAGGGAACGAGAAGUGGAAGAAUCGAGAAGACGUUCUUAUGCUAGACAACAGCGACGAGAAAAGAAAACAACUCAUGAGGGUUCUCAGUUUGGAACUACCAAUGGAAUCUCAUUGGUUUUGCAGGCAUUUUUGUGGAUGUUUCUUUCCACUUGUUUUAGUAUUAUUUUCAGUUGGUUUUGUUCAAUUAGUAUCUAUACAUGCUAUUGGUUCUGGUAUCCCAGAAAUGAAGACAGUUUUACGUGGAGUAAAUCUUCCUAAUUAUCUCUCAUUUAGAGCUUUUAUUCAAAAGACAGUUGCUCUUAUAACUGCAGUGGGUAGUACUCUACCUAUUGGGAAAGAGGGACCAUUUGUUCAUAUAUCAAGUAUAAUUGCUGAUCUGAUGUCUCGCUUAAUCAGUAAAUAUGUACGUAUUUUUAACCAUGUAUUUGCUAAUGAGGCACACACUAAUGAGUUAUUAGCAGCUGCUUGUGCUGUGGGUGUGUCCAGUAAUUUUGCUGCACCAAUAGGAGGUGUUUUAUUCAGUAUUGAAGUAACUUCUACUUAUUUUGCUGUCCGAAAUUAUUGGCGAGGUUUCUUUGGAGCCCGUCUCGGUGCCUUUCUAUUUCGUCUUAUUGCAGUAUGGUUUAGACGAGAAGAAACUAUCACCGCCCUCUUUAAAACCUCUUUUAACAUUGAUUUUCCAUUUGAUCCUUUAGAAAUAAUGGCCUUUGCUUUUAUUGGUGUAGUGGCUGGUUUGGGAAGUGCUUUGUUUGUAUAUUGUCAUCACCAGCUGGUCAUUUUAAGAAGAAAAUAUCGUAAAUACACUCGUGGUUUGGAAUACAGAGUCUCGUAUCUCAUUGGUUCCGUCUCUCGUCUCAAUCUUUGGUACAUGUUAAAUGAACAGUUACAAGGUGUUUAUGAACAUGUCAAAGAGAUUAAACAAAGACAAAUAAGAGUGAGUGAAACAGAGUUAGCAUUAGCUACAGCUUGUAUUGGUAAAGACAAAGAUGGAAAAUCUCAGAGCUAUGGUUGUCAGUAUCGGGGGAAUUGUAUGGUUGUGAUGAGUUUAAAAACAAGGUCGAGAAAUUUUGCUUGGAUUGGUGGAACAAUUAGCUG
Molecule: messenger RNA, 1121 nt
Organism: Gigantopelta aegis
Lineage: Eukaryota; Metazoa; Mollusca; Gastropoda; Neomphalida; Peltospiridae
Product: chloride channel protein 2-like
Biological process (GO): chloride transport; transmembrane transport
Cellular component (GO): membrane
Molecular function (GO): voltage-gated chloride channel activity
Source: RefSeq, a predicted model, not a curated record